Oncorhynchus keta (chum salmon) is the source of this 7277-nucleotide messenger RNA. RefSeq names its product pleckstrin homology domain-containing family G member 3-like. NCBI's taxonomy places the organism in Eukaryota, Metazoa, Chordata, Actinopteri, Salmoniformes, Salmonidae. Bases 170 to 5524 code for a protein of 1784 amino acids. The record is from RefSeq and is a predicted model, not a curated record. The transcript has 9 exons. Gene Ontology annotation, molecular function: guanyl-nucleotide exchange factor activity.
ACCAAAAACCAGGAGGAGAAACGCCUUUGGCUGCACUACCUCAAGAGACUGAUAGUGGAGAACCAUCUUGCCUCUCUACCCCAGAAGGCAAGGCAGGUACUCGGUGACAACUUCUGUCAAUCUCCUCAGUUUGAUCAGGAUCAUUUUAAAAAGUCAUCUCCAAGAUGCAAUGAAUACCAUCGAGGAAGACGCCAAUCAGAGCCCCCAGAGUUCAUCUACACCCCAGAGAAGGCCAAGAAGAGCCUUCCCCUGCUUCUGGAGGGGAACCUGUCCUACCGCCGCGGCAGGAGGCAGUCUGCUCCAACUAAAGACUUCGAAACAGCAUUUCAUGGUGAGAGUGGUGAGAAUGCUUCUUAAAGGAUUUUUGUUAUCUUGUUUCCUGGUAGUGCCUCGGUCAGUCGGGGCUGAAAGAUUUGGUAUGUUUUUAAUGGAAAGUAAACACGCAUUUGUUUUUUUCCCACAAACCAUUCCUAUCGUCUCAUUGACUCCAGUCUCUUCAAAGGCUGGCAGCGAGGGGGAACUGUGUCCUGGGGCAGAUAGCCUGGGAUACUCAGGCAGCACCAAAACCCUGGCCUCCUCUGUGAUGGAGGUGGAAGCUGAGGCAGAGCGGUCGGACCCCUGCCUGGGCCUGGAAGAUGAGGAUCUAUCCCCCCUGAGCCUCCCGCCCACCCUCUCCAUCACCGAGGAGAUCAUGCAGUUCAUUAACCAGAGCCGCGUGCGAGAGGGAAUGGCCGAACUCAAGCAUGACAUAGUAUGGGAUUCACCCCUGGAUGAGUCUCUGGAGGACCAAACAACUGAGCCACCUCCAUGUCCAGUUGCUCAGCAAGGAAAUGACCAGCCACAGCCUUCCCCUACAGAGGAUACUUACAAGUCGCAAGACCCACAUCCCAAUAGUCCAGAGGAGAUAACAGUGCAACUGGAGGGGAGCAGAACCAAAAUGGAAGACCAAACUCUUCCACCCCAUCUGUCCAGUGAGUCCUCAGAGGAGGGAGGUUGUGAAGGUGGAGAGUCUUCACCUUUGCCAUCUGAUGUCAAAGAGGAGAUGCCUCAGGAGGAGAGCACAUCAGCCAAAGAAACCGAGACAGUUGAGGAAAGAACUGCAUCAGAGGUGGAGGACGAGCAAACGGACAAAACCGCGACACCUCUCUCUCCUGUAAGCCUCCCUGACAAAAGGGAGAGGGAGAAAGAACUCUGCUUUGACCUCCCCAACGAGGACAAACCCUCAGAAGCUCCAAUCUCUCAUCUCUACGUCCCAGAAGACACUGUACAGAGCAAUCUGGCGCCCAAGAAAGAGACCCAGCUCACCAAGUCCGACAGGCAGAUCAUCGAGAAGAUCCGCAGCUACUACGAGGCAGCUGAGGCCGAGGCAGGAGAAGCAGGAGAAAGUGACAGCAGCCCCACCCCCAGGAGAAACAGCUUCUCCCUCAUCAUCCCCACGGGCCUGGUCAAAGACUCUGUGUCCCGCUUUGCUGUCUUUGGCCACCAGGACAGCUUGUGUGACUCGGAGAGCGGGCGCUCCGAUGGGGGGGCAGAACCAGAGCCUGAGUUAGAGCUGCCUGACCAGGGAGAGGGAGCCCUCAGUCCAGACUGUUCCUCCACUUAUGCUGCUGGUUCCCAGGAAGAUCACAACCAGGAACCAGGUCAGGGUGAGCCUGCUGUGGAGGAAUGUAGCAGGUUUGAGCCAGGGAGCGAGCUCCUCCCCUACAAAGAGUUGAUGAAGGAGUGGAAAGAGAAAGAGAAAGUAGGAGCCGCUGUUAGUACAGAGUUAACAGACAUAAACAAAGAGCCCUCAGGCAGUGAUGAAGCAGCCAAAGUGAUCACAGAAGACCAACAAGUAAUCAACGGCCACGGACCAAGUCCAAGUGAUCUGGACUCAGAACCUAAAGAGGCCCAGAAAGACUCCACUGUCCCUCCACUUACAGGCCACUUCCACGACAGUAAGACCGUGUCCCAGGCUGGGUGGGGUAGAAUCAGAGACAGGAGCUCCCUCACUGGGAACCUAGAGGGCCUACCCAGCCAGAUCAAGGUGGGCCGCUGGUCCCGCCACUGUAAGAUGGUGUCCUCCAGCCGGACCCUGUACGAGGGGGCAGCGGUCGCAGACGUGGCAGGUAUAGGCCUGUUCGAGGCCAGCCCCGGUGAUCCAUGUUUGGUGGAGAACUCGGAGAGGAUCCUCAGUAAGGUUCAAAUGCUGGCUCGCAUGUACAGCGCCAAGGCCAGCAUCAUGAAGGUGCCUCUUCACCACAAGAGGGUGUGUGUGGGUCGUGCACCGUGGACCGGCACCACCAGGCACAGUGUCCCUCCUCAGGCCCAGCCGCCACAGCAGCAUCAUGGGGAGAAGAUUACAGUAAAGAGAGCUCAGAGCCAUUCCACUGGUUGCCAGGAGAUUACUUCAGUCUCCUCAGAACCCCAGCUUUUUGGCCACGUCCUUGUCAGUGAACAGCUGUCCCCCACCUACCGCCAGCAGGAGAAUAGCUACGUCCUGGCCGGACCCAGGGACAAUGUUUCCAACCUGGGAUCCACGUCCAUUACCCCUCCACCCUCCUCCCCUCUGACCACCCCACCAAAAAACCCUCAGGUUGGGCCUGAGGAGGUAGUGACGACUGCUGUGGAGGGGAAGCUUAUGAAGAACCAGUCUGAGGAAGUCAUCUCAGAAGCUGAGAUGCAGAGGCCUCACUCCAAGAAGGGCUUCCCAGUCCAGGAAGGCCCCAUCCAAGGGGUAAGGAUUGAGGUUCCAGCUGAUGGUCAUCCAGGGACCCCAGAGAUGUCUGUGAAUCUCAGCAGGACUCAGGCAGAGCAGAAAGGACAUCAUCUGUACUCUAUCAGGGAAGAUCCUUCUCUGGGGACAGCAACCUCUUUAGCAGGCCCAUGUGGGAACAAGGACAGGUCUCCAGGGAUUGGCGCUGCAGAGGAACUGAUGAAGACCAUCCAACAGCAGGCUCCAACUGAACCAGAGACAGGCCAGUUGGUGAAGCCAGACGAAGACAAUUUAAACACCAAGAUAAUGUCGCCUUAUGUGGCCAGUGGGGCUGAGAGAGGGAGUUCACCCCAGGUGGUCCCUGGUCAUCAAUGUGAAGCUGAAUCCACCAAAGAGAAACCACGAGAUGCCACUCUAGAUGAUCGGGAUGUUUCGUCUGCAUCGUCAAAGAUUUCCCCUCACAGCUCCGACACGUCUCCCACACAACAGAGGUCCAUCUCUGGACUAACUGAGGGGUCAAACCCCUUCGUGCGGCAUCCCACUCAGUCACCUAUGACUGAACCCAUGCAAGCAACACAUACAUCUGGUCAGAGAGUCAAGGAGAGUCAAGUCCCAGAGGAUUCCAAAGAAAAAGAGGGGGGCAUGGUUCCCCAUCCGUGGUCAUCGCUCCAAAGCCCGGCGCCUAUACCUCCACCAGGGGUGCAGUCCUCUGAAUGUCUGCCUAAGUUCACCAGCCAAAGACCACCCAACCUGCACCUGCCCACGAGCAUGGGUAGAAGGAGUCUUCCUAUCAAUUGGAAUGGAUCAAACAAUGCCACACUCCCCAGCCAAAGACUACCACCUGCUACACUGAAGUCCAGAGAGCCAGGCCAGGAUCCUUCAGCCCCAUCCAUCCAUGCCUCUGGGUUGUCCCCCAUCAGACAGCCUUCCUCCCAGUCUUCACUGGAGAGAUCCGCCACCCUGCCUCCAGGUAUCGGCCAUCCCAUGGAUGCCAAGCCCCCCUCCGCCUUCAGCCCCAGUCUCCACCAUCGCUCUUCCUCUCCAAUCAGGGGACUCCCCUGCUCCUCUCCUAGCCCUUCUGCCUUGACCAAGUCCCUGGCCGCCUUCUGCAUCAGCCAGUCCAUCAGCCAGAGUCUGGCCAAGAACAACGCUCGUCUCCAGGACCAGGCCACCCCUUCCCCAGGUAGUCCAGCCCCUCUGGCUCCCGCUCCCACUGCAUCCCCACUCAGGAUGAGGUCUCCCUCCCCCAAACUCACCUCUGGGCCUAGUGGCCCCCCUCUGAGUCCCCCUUCCCCACUCCGGUCUACUUCACUUCGCUCCAGCCCAUGCGCAUCCCCAUCCCCAGCCCUGUCCCCCCCACCAUACCGCAGCCAGCACUCAGUCCCCCCAGCCCCCCCAGUCAGCCUGCAUCACACCGCCUCUUCCUCUGCCUCCCCCCGGCCCAGGCCUGUUGCCCUAGCCCAACCACGUCAUAUUGGUUUGAAUGGAAAUAGCAACAACAACAACAACAACACCACUAACGGAGGAUUGGCCGUGAAUCACCGGAAGCCACCGUUAGCGAGUACCAAUAGUAUACCCCAUCCCCCUGAUUCUCACUGGAAUGGUUCUGCUCACACUUCCAACAGAGUGGCAAGGCCCUUCUCUGCCUCGGAGCCCAGCUCACGAGUGCAGUCCCCCUCUCCCUCCCCAUCUCCAUUCAGCAGGAUCUGCUCCCCACCCCCUGUCCAGAAUCAUACAGGCCCUCUGAUGAACAAGCCCCCCAACCCUAGAAGCACCCGGGCAGGAGGGGCUAGCCCCUUCAACCACCUGGGCCUCUCCCUGGAGCUCCCCAGGACCUCCUCAGCCUGCUCCUCAGGCAUCACCUCCCCUCGUAUUACCUCCCCUCCGCCCAUCGGGGUUCCUGCCAAUGUGUGGGGAGUCGCCGCUCCUCAGCCGCGGCAUGCCAAAUUGGCAUUCCCUUCCUCCUCCAUAGUCUCACCCACAUGGAGAAGUGGCUUAUCCCCCUCCCCCUCCAUUCAGAGAAGCUACAGCACCACCUCCCCUCCCCCAUCUGGUUUCUCCUCAUGCUCUCCAACCCCUUCUCAGAACCUGCGGAGGACCAAGGGGAGCAGCCUGCCCUUCCUCAGCCUGGCUGACCGACCACCCAGCCCAGUCAGGAAUGGGAGAAGGUCAUGGGUAGAGAGUGGAAGGCGCAGGGCGGCGGGUGCGCAGCAGGAAUCUGGGCUGAUGAGUCCCCGAGCGGGAUCCUACUCUAACAGUGACUCCUACAGCGGCUCCAACAGUGGCUCCCCAUCCUGCCUCAGCCCCUGCACCUUGUCCCCUGUCAGACUGGUCCCUGGGAAGAGCAACCACGGUGGGCAACACUUCACCAGCAUUGCCUGGCCCGACGUACGAGAACUCCUGACCAAGUAUGACAGUGGAGACAGCCCUGACCGGAGCGCUCCGACUUCCCCUGUCUGGCCUCAGGAUGAGUGGGGUGACCCAGACCUUGGGGAGGACAGUAGCCGGAGCCGCCUGAUCUGUGCCUAUGUGCCUCGGGCCUCCCCAGCCCCAGACAUGGGAGCACCCAUCCAGUGCCCUCACAGGAGUGAGCCAAAGCCAGAGGACGCCUCCUCAAUGCAGGCAGCCAGAAGGACUCUAAAGACUAGCUAUGCUACCACUGUGAACCUGCAGAUUGCUGGCAGUGGGCGAAUCACUUCCUUCAGCAACACCCAGGUGAGCUUGAGCCAGACCUUAGCCCCUGUGGUAGACAGCCAGGGCAGACGGAGGGUCAGCAUCAAUGCCUGCAACCUCACCCUCCCUGUUCCCCAGAACUGCAAGAGGCUGUGAGGGGCUGCAACUGGGCGACCUCCUCCAAGAUGCCUUAUGCCUCAGUGAAAGUCUAAAUAGGCACUUUACCCUGAAACAGUGGUGUUCAUAGGAAACCUAUGAGAUAAAACUCCAGGUCAUAACGUAAUGAAUUACAUUAGACUUAAUUGGACAGUAGACUGAAUCACCUGUUCUUCCAGAUGACAAUCUGACAAUGUCAGGGAUUCUGCAACCAACUCCACGAACCAUCGUCCGGCCACCUACAUCACUGUCCAACAGGACACUGACUGAACCCACAGACAAAUGAGUUUUUCCCGGUGUUGUUUUUAUUAGUCUUUUUGUUCUUGUUUGUUCUUUCAAAAUAAAUUUGGUUUAUUCUGUUAAACAAAAAACAAUGUAUUGUGUACCAAACUCCUGUGUUUGUGCUUGUGGCUGUCAUGGUCAAAACUGUCAAUGAUUUUUCUUUUAUUUAUGAAGUAGUCUUAUUUUGUCUGCAUUUCUGGCACUUAAUUGUAUGUCUUUAUUUUGCACAAUGUCCUCAGCUGUGUGUGCAGUUAAGACGUAUCUGUGAAGGUAGGUUUUAUUUCACACUAAAUCAUGACGCUAUGUGUUCUAACCUGUAUAGUUUUAUCAGUGAUUCAAAAAGAUAUCAAAUCAAAUCAAAUUUAUUUAUAUAGCCCUUCGUACAUCAGCUGAUAUCUCAAAGUGCUGUACAGAAACCCAGCCUAAAACCCCAAACAGCAAGCAAUGCAGGUGUAGAAGCACGGUGGCUAGGAAAAACUCCCUAGAAAGGCCAAAACCUAGGAAGAAACCUAGAGAGGAACCAGGCUAUGUGGGGUGGCCAGUCCUCUUCUGGCUGUGCCGGGUGGAGAUUAUAACAGAACAUGGCCAAGAUGUUCAAAUGUUCAUAAAUGACCAGCAUGGUCGAAUAAUAACAAGGCAGAACAGUUGAAACUGGAGCAGCAGCACAGUCAGGUGGAACGGGGACAGCAAGGAGUCAUCAUGUCAGGUAGUCCUGGGGCACGGUCCUAGGGCUCAGGUCCUCCGAGAGAGAGAAAGAAAGAGAGAAUUAGAGAGAGCAUAUGUGGGGUGGCCCGUCCUCUUCUGGCUGUGCCGGGUGGAGAUUAUAACAGAACAUGGCCAAGAUGUUCAAAUGUUCAUAAAUGACCAGCAUGGUCGAAUAAUAGUAAGGCAGAACAGUUGAAACUGGAGCAGCAGCAUGGCCAGGUGGACUGGGGACAGCAAGGAGUCAUCAUGUCAGGUAGUCCUGGGGCAUAGUCCUAGGGCUCAGGUCCUCCGAGAGAGAGAAAGAAAGAAGGAGAGAAUUAGAUAACGCACACUUAGAUUCACACAGGACACCGAAUAGGACAGGAGAAGUACUCCAGAUAUAACAAACUGACCCUAGCCCCCCGACACAAACUACUGCAGCAUAAAUACUAAAUCAUACUAAAUAUGAUUUAUUUGAUUACAUAAGAGCUGAAAAUAAGGGAAAAUAAGGGCAACAAAUUUCAGGGAAAACAAAGUGCAAGGAAAUUAAUGUUGUGAGUCAUUCACAUGCAUUUUUAUUGCUGUACAACACAGUGUCUUCAGGCUACUAUGUCACAUUUUGAUAGUAUAGACCUAGCGACUUUUUUAAGUACCGUAUUUAAAUAUCAGUUUGGAAAUUGUGUGAGCUCCUGUGGUCAAAAGACUCAAAAAACAACUACUGUGUCUAUUACUUAUGUGUAUUUCAGUUAUUUGUACUCCAAUAAUAAUAAAAAUAUUAAAGACCCUU